UGUUCAGUACUUGUCCAGUGCUCGAUCGGUUAGCAUCAAGUAAGUCGGGGGCUCCCGUGAAAAGGAGAUGAGACAAACAGUUGUUUAAUUUUAGUCUCCCACGUUCUGGUUCGGCGAUUCGGUCAAAGUUAGAUAAAUUUAAACAUAAUUGAGCCGUUUGAAAAAAAAAAAAACAUAACUGUUGCGUGUGAUAUCUCGGGAUGAGAAGUGUAUUGAAAAGAGCGAGACCGAUCAUUCGAGGAGAGCUGAAGUAGGAAAUACAGCAGCGAGUCACUAAGGCAGUGCCAGUCUUCGUUGGUCCAGCCAAAGGACCGAACGUGUUUCGUGGAUUAAGAGUCCUACCGGAUCGAGCAGGAAGUGUGUUGUGUAACUUCAGACCACAUUGUAGCUAACGAAAUAAGUACAAACCAUGGCCGUAAACGCCAGCAUAUUGGUGCUAGUCCUAGUCAGUGUGAUAACAUCGCAAGUAUUCGCCCAGCAGCGGGUAGAUGUAACAAAUCAAGAAAUUCGUGAUGCCAUCCUUUCCCUGGUGCACUCGUACAAUCUACUGGACAACAAGCUGGAACGGCACGAGCAACGGGAGCGAUCUCUCGGGGAACAGGUUAAGAAAGGGCUGAUCACUCUGCAAAAGAACCAGCGGAUAUUUGACCCUCUGAAGGGAACGAUCACACGUCUGGAGGAGCGCGUCAGCAGCAUCGAGACGGCACUUCUGAACCAAGAUGAGAAGAAUGCAAUCCAGCAGCAGAAGCUGAGCGAAACUUUGGAGGGAAUUCUGCGCUGGCUGAAUGACAAUGCACACGCCCUGGAAGCGAGAGCCCAUUCCGAAUCUGGCCGAGGUGGCGAGGAGUAUGCCGAGGGAGGAAAACUGGACGAGCUGACGGAAAGUGUAAGGGAGUUGCGCCGCGAGAUCGCGGAACUGAAAUCGGAACGGGAAACUAUCGAGUCUACCAACAGCAAAUUGUACGAGCAAACGGAGAAGCUGGUGAGCUCACAACUGAUCACCUCGGACGAAGUGAUCGCUAAGAUUUCCGAGAAGCUGUCUUCGCACUACAACAAUCCGGUUGUGAUUUCGCACUCGAAUGUUGAUUUCGAAGAGCGCGUUAUCAAGAAGCUGGAAACAAUCGACAGCAGCGUCAAGGACAGCCUAGCAUCGACUGCCGUUGGCUCUGUCAGUGGUCAUGAAACUCCGGAUAAGGCAUUCAUGAAGCAGCUUAUCAACGAAACGCUGGACGCUAUCGAAGACAUGCGCUUGGAGGUGCUGACCGCAUCGGACAAGAGCUUCUCCAAAACGGCCACGCGCAUCAAGGAGAACAACGAAGUAUUGCAGGCAUCGGUCAAUGAAAUCUUGAAGACCCUGUCGGAAGAAAUCGUUGAUACGGAAGCAUUCUUCGCGAAUACCAAAAACGAUAUCGGUACGUUGAAGGAGGAAAUCGCAGCAUUGAGUCGGUUGGAGAAAUUCUUGCUGCAAACGGGAGAGAAUGUGUUGGAUGCCAAGCGUGGAAUUGAUUAUGGAAUUCAUCAGAUUCUGCGAGAGGUUACAGAAGUAGUGAAGGCCAAUUCAAAGGAUCUCAACACAACCGUUACCAAGCGAUUCGACGAUAUUGGAGCAACCAUUCUCGAUAAUCACAACGGAGCUCUAAGCAACCUUAGCUCCAAGAUCGAAACCGAAAUCAGUCAAGUUUGGCGUCAAAUUGGAAUCAUGUACCAGGAAAUUUCAUCAAGCAAACAAGCUUUGGAUCGUCUACAGCAGCAGACGGAAGCAUACGUUAACGGCACUCUAACAACCAUGGACAGUAUGGAAGGAAAGGUUUCUCUCAUCACCGGUCGCAUGUCGGAAGUAGAUUCCAAUCUCAACUAUCUGCUUGGUCGUCUUUCGCUGGUGACCCAGGAGUUCAAUAUGAUCAAGACCGGACUUGGAAAGGCACUUGAUGAAAUUAAGAGCAGCUUCGUUGAGGUCCAGGAUCGCGUCAAGGGACCCGGGCCACAUAGAAUUUCAUCUUCCGAAACCGAUGAAGGAUUCGAUCGAAACGGUGUCUAGUGAGAAGUCACUCAGCCUGAGAUGAAAUUCCUAGUUAGUAAAAGCCAAGACUAAAUUGUGGCCAAAUUGCUGACACGCUCGACUGAAGCGGACAUUUGUGGGCUUAAGAAUUAGAAUAAUUUUAAGAUGUACUGUCAAAUUUCUAGCAAUCGUUAGAUUUACUGAGAAGUACGAAUAAAGUAUUUGAAUAAAGUAAA
Messenger RNA from Uranotaenia lowii, 2235 nucleotides. Its product is annotated as uveal autoantigen with coiled-coil domains and ankyrin repeats. The transcript has 7 exons. The record is from RefSeq and is a predicted model, not a curated record. The coding region runs from base 410 to 2038 and encodes 542 amino acids. Gene Ontology annotation, cellular component: plasma membrane. Lineage: Eukaryota; Metazoa; Arthropoda; Insecta; Diptera; Culicidae.